Penicillium canariense is the source of this 1674-nucleotide messenger RNA. Its product is annotated as TPR domain protein. Gene Ontology annotation, cellular component: intracellular anatomical structure. The transcript has a single exon. The coding region runs from base 1 to 1674 and encodes 557 amino acids. The record is from RefSeq and is a predicted model, not a curated record. Gene Ontology annotation, molecular function: protein binding. Lineage: Eukaryota; Fungi; Ascomycota; Eurotiomycetes; Eurotiales; Aspergillaceae.
AUGCCACCUCGGCAAUCCUCUGCCACCGAAUAUUACAAUCUUGGCAGCUAUCAUCGGACGGUCAGCACUACGAACCCCGAUGCUCAGACAUGGUUUAACCGGGGCCUUAUCUGGGCCUACGCUUUCAACCACCAGGAAUCGGCGCGGUGUUUUGAACAGGCUGUGCUGUUCGAUCCAGUAUGUGCCAUGGGGUAUUGGGGUCUGGCCUUUGCUCUUGGACCAAAUUAUAACAAGCCAUGGAAACUCUUCGACGGAGAAGAUCUCUCGACCACGACGACACGGGCUCAUGGCGCUGUAAUGGAAGCCAUGAAACAUGCAGCUAGAGCAACUCCUAUCGAGAGAGCGCUCAUUAAGGCACUACAACAUCGGUAUCCUCAAGAGCAGCCUGUCGACGACUGCACGGAAUGGAACCACCAGUACGCCGAGGCGAUGACCUCGGUUUAUCAAGCCUAUCCGAACGACCUAGAUGUUGUCGCUCUCUAUGUCGACUCAUUGAUGAACUUGACGCCAUGGAGCCUGUGGGACCUAACUACCGGAAGGCCUACUCCUGGUGCUCGAACGCUCGAGGUGAAGAACGCUUUGGACCUCGCCUUGGCCCAAGAAAGCAUGCCUCAGCACCCGGGUCUCUUACAUUUGUAUAUCCACCUGAUGGAAAUGUCCCCUACUCCUGAGACUGCCCUACCUGUUGCGGACAACCUGCGAGGCCUUGUGCCUGACGCUGGUCACCUUGAGCAUAUGCCGACCCAUUUGGACGUUUUGUGCGGUGAUUACCGCCGAGCAAUCGCCUCGAAUACAUCUGCCAUUCGUGCGGACGAGAAGUUCCUCGGAAAUCAGGAACUAGGACACUUCUAUAAUCUCUAUCGCUGUCAUGACUACCACUUUCGAAUGUAUGCGGCUAUGCUUGCAGGCCAGUCCAAGAUUGCCCUUGAUACGGCCACAGUACUUGCGGAGUCUCUCACCGAGGAUCUUCUGCGCGUUGAAUCACCACCUCUGGCCGAUUGGCUUGAGGGGUUUGUUGCUACCCGGGUACAUGCGCUUGUUCGAUUUGGUCGGUGGGAGACCAUCCUUGCUCUCCCUCUUCCUACUGACCAGAGUCUCUAUUGUGUUACCAUUGCGAUGAUACAUUAUGGCAAGGGCGUGGCUUUUGCAGCUACCGGUCGCGUCGAUGAAGCCAAACAGGAGCAGGAGCUAUUCCGCUCAGCUACAAAGAGAGUCGCACCCUCUCGUACCAUUUUUAAUAACACAUGCGUGGAUAUUCUUGCGGUAGCAGAGUCGAUGCUCCACGGUGAAAUUGCAUACCGAUGUGAAGAUUAUAUUAAUGCGUUUGCCAGUCUCCGCAUUGCAGUUGAGAAGGACGAUAACCUCCCCUACGACGAGCCCUGGGGUUGGAUGCAGCCCACUAGGCAUGCAUUGGGAGCAUUACUGCUGGAACAGGGUCGAAUUCAUGAGGCCAUGGACGUCUACGCUGCCGAUCUCGGAAUCGACGAGUCACUGCCUCGUGCCUUGAGGCACCCGAACAAUGUAUGGGCACUGCAUGGCUAUCACGAGUGUCUCGUAAAGCUAGGGAGAUUAGCCGAGGCACGCAUUGUCCGGCCUCAGUUGCAACUGGCCGUAGCCAUGGCAGAUGUACCCAUUAAAUCAUCUUGCUUCUGUCGGGUGAAGACUGCGAUCUAG